Molecule: messenger RNA, 854 nt
Organism: Aspergillus saccharolyticus JOP 1030-1
Lineage: Eukaryota; Fungi; Ascomycota; Eurotiomycetes; Eurotiales; Aspergillaceae
Product: sulfotransferase family protein
Exons: 1
Coding region: 33-854 (273 amino acids)
Source: RefSeq, a predicted model, not a curated record
GGGUCCCACACAUCAGCCCCAACCCGAGCACAAUGGGCCAAACCGCCUCAGCACCGCGACCAGGAACACAGCUCCAAGUGAUCGGAGCAGGCCUGCCUCGCACAGGGACCGCCUCAUUCAGCGCGGCGUUAAGCAUCCUCCUCGACGGCCCCGUCUACCACGGCGGCACGCAACUCACCCGCGGGCCACCGGGCGAGCUGAAAGCCUGGGUCCGGAUCCUCCGCUGCUGGCUAGCUGGCGGGGAGCAGCAGUGGGGGGAAUGUCAACGCCUUCUCCGACAUCAGCUCGACGGCUAUGCGGCCAUCACCGACGCCCCGGGCUGCCAGCUCCUCCCCGAGCUGAUGGCGCUCUACCCAGACGCCAAGGUCAUCUGCACGGUGCGCGACCCGGUUUCCUGGGAGAAGAGCAUGGCGCAGGUGCAUAGCUUCACGCGUCUGGGAUGUCUUAAGCUCCUCCUCCUCCCACUGCCGGGCAUGCGACACUUCGUGGAGUUCACCUGGCUGCUGCGCCGGCAGUGGUGCCGUCUCUAUGCGGACGAUCAGAGCCUGACCUCCGUCCAACAAGUCAGCGGCACGCUGAUUCACCGUGGCAUCUACGAGCGGCAUAUCGCCUGGCUGGAAGCUAACGUCCCCGCCGAUCGCGUGGUGUUCGUCGACGUGCGCGACGGAUGGGAGCCGCUGUGUCGCGCGCUGGGGAAGGAGGUCCAUCCCGAUAUUCCCUUCCCGCGGAUCAACGAUGCGGAUGCGAUUGCGCGCACCGGGCGCGAGUACAUCCGUCGCGCGAUGGUGCGGUGGGUUGGAAUUCUGGGUGUUGCUGGCACGGCGGUUCUUCUGGUUAGGCGAUGGAGGGGUUGA